Molecule: messenger RNA, 1215 nt
Organism: Heterobilharzia americana
Lineage: Eukaryota; Metazoa; Platyhelminthes; Trematoda; Strigeidida; Schistosomatidae
Source: the annotation of a GenBank genome assembly
AUGAAUGCUUUCUUAACUGCAUUCAAACAAAAGCCUCAGGAAAGUAAACAACGUGUAAAAAGUUCAAAACAUAUUCCCUGGGUUGAAAAAUACCGACCGAAAACAAUAGAUGAAGUCGCAUACCAAACAGAAGUUGUCAAUGUGCUUCAAAAAUGCAUUGAAGGAUCUGAUCUACCAAAUCUACUUUUUUAUGGGCCGCCAGGAACUGGGAAAACAUCUCUGAUAAUGGCUUUAGCUCGCCAACUAUUCGGCCCCCUUUAUUCCGAGCGUGUUUUAGAACUGAACGCUAGUGAUGAACGAGGUAUCAGUGUUAUUCGACAGAAGGUGAAAGCGUUUGCCCACAUUGCUGUUAGUGGGUCUAACUUUGGUUCUGGCCAGCGUAAUAUCCCACCGUAUAAGUUAGUCAUCUUGGAUGAAGCUGAUUCUAUGACAGCACCUGCACAGGCUGCUUUACGUCGCACAAUGGAGACUGAAAUGAAAACAACUCGUUUCUGUUUAACGUGUAAUUAUGUGACGCGUAUUAUUGAACCGAUUACAAGUCGUUGUGCGAAAUUUAGAUUUCGUCCAUUGGAUAAUGAAAUUGCUCGUGCUCGUUUACGACAUAUCUCCGAUGCAGAAGGCUUAUCUGUUACAAUGAAAAAUAUUCGCUUCACGAAACCAUUUUUCGUAGCUUCACCUAAAUAUCAUGGUAACUGUUGGAUUUCUUGCCUUUCAGUAAACAAAGAGUUUUGCAGAGUUUUCCAAUUAAUUGUAGCCCGUGUAGACUUGAUUGAUUUUAAAGAGCAAACUGAGCAGCAUGGAAAUUUGUACUGUUAUAAUAUAUCAGUUCAAAUUUCUUAUCUCCAAACAUUAGAUCACUUACUAUCGCUUUGUCAUGGGGAUCUACGUCGAGGCAUUACAAUGCUGCAAUGUGUCCACCAGUUAAUUAUGCCCUCUGAUAAUUCCAGUGAUACAGAUUGUCGUCCAUCAAUUACACCGAGGGAAUUAGAUGAAGCAGCAGCUGUUGUGCCUAGUGACUUAGUUAAACAAUUUAUGAAACUUCAGAAAAUGGUAAUUUCGACGAAUUGCAAGUUAUCAUUAAAAAUAUAUUGCUGGAGGGCAUCCAUUCUAGAAUGUUUGGCUAUUGCUGACUCUCGGUUAAUUGAUGGAGCUGAUGAAUAUCUUCAACUCUUGGCAGUUGGAGGCACCCUUUUGAAAACUAUUCAGUCGAAAUAA